AUGGUAGAUGCAGGAAAUACUUCUGCCCGAUCAAAUUGGAAUGUUGCUCAGAGCUCUGGCCGGCGGCGAAAAGAGCUGCCGAAGCCUACCAAGGCUAUGCAGGCACACACAGAUCUAGACUUGGACAAGGACAGCGGAACAACGCGCCUUGUUGACAAUGAAGAAGGAAACGGACGCGGUCCCGGUUUCUACUGUGAAGUGUGCAAAAGGAUGUGCAAGGACAGUGUGGGCUAUUUGGAUCAUAUUAAUGGGCGUAUGCAUUUGCGACGUCUGGGCCAGACGACGCAGGCUUCGCGUGCGACACUACAAGAUGUUCGCAAUCGAAUUGCUUUUAUUCGUUCCGAGCGCCAGCUCGGUGCCACGCCUGCGCAACGGUAUGAUUUUGAUGCGCGAUUACGGGAGAUUGCAGCGGAGCAGCGGCGUGAGCGGCAAGCACGCCGUCGUGAGCAUCGUGAGGAACGUCUGCGCAAGAAGCGUCGCAUGAACGCAAGCGCGAGUGCAAGUGAUACCCAUGCGAAUGACAAUGAUGAUAGUCCUGUGGCGCUAGAAGACGCUGAUGUCAUGGCGGCCAUGGGAUUCGGCAGUUUUGGGCCCAAGCGCUAG
Malassezia globosa CBS 7966 is the source of this 603-nucleotide messenger RNA. RefSeq lists its product as uncharacterized. Lineage: Eukaryota; Fungi; Basidiomycota; Malasseziomycetes; Malasseziales; Malasseziaceae. Gene Ontology annotation, molecular function: zinc ion binding; nucleic acid binding. Gene Ontology annotation, cellular component: U4/U6 x U5 tri-snRNP complex; spliceosomal complex. Gene Ontology annotation, biological process: mRNA splicing, via spliceosome. The record is from RefSeq and is a predicted model, not a curated record. The coding region runs from base 1 to 603 and encodes 200 amino acids. The transcript has a single exon.